This is a messenger RNA of Racocetra fulgida, 2508 nucleotides long. The record is from the annotation of a GenBank genome assembly. Lineage: Eukaryota; Fungi; Glomeromycota; Glomeromycetes; Diversisporales; Gigasporaceae.
AUGGCUGCUCUAGGGAUUUUACCACCAUUAAAAGAAAAAAAUAUUUUGGCUGGUUCAUCCUGGGAAACCAAUGAAAUCUUUUAUAAAAUCAGUGAAGAGUUGGAAGAUUUAAGAAUCGGUGAUACAGCAGAAUUUAGUGAAGAACUAAGAAGAAGAAUUCAAGAAGCGAAAACUAGCUGUGGCAACAAAUCAUUUGCUAAUAUUGAAGAAACAUCAGGUAAUACAGUUCAGGGCAUUGUUUACUACGGCUUAGCCGAGGAAGAUUAUGAUACACUAGAUAGAUAUGAAGGUGUUGGAGGAGGUCAUUAUAAAAGGAAAAUUGUCAAAAUUUCCGUGAAUGGCAAAACUGUCGAAGCAACCACUUAUAUUGCUGGAGAGAACGGAAAAAUUGAGUCAGUGGAACCUCAUAUAGUUCGCUCUAAUAGUAUUGAAGCCCUUUCAACUAAUAUGACUAAAAAUCGCUUAUUAAUAUUUGCGGCCUUGGUAGAAAAAAAGCCCGCCAAUUUAACCGAAUUAGCUCAUUUAUUACAAAAAGAUUAUACCUUGGUGCGACGAGAGACCCGUAUUUUAGAAGGAAUGGGGCUCAUUAAAUUAGAAAAAGUCAGUAAAGAAACUCCUAACCAGCAAGGCAGUAAAAUUAAAUUUAGCGAGGUUAAGCCCAUUGCUCUUUAUAAGCGAGUUAUUUUUGAUUUUCCUAUUUUGGAAAGGGUUCCGGUAGAAAAAACUGCCAUUGAUAAUCGAGAGAUUGGCUUAACUAAAUAUGAUUAUAAAUUUGCUGCUUAUCUAAAAAAAAACCGUUACACCCCAGAAAAUGCUUUUCAGGAAAAAAGAGGAGUAUGUAUUAGAAGAAAUGAAGGUAAUGAAUUAAAUAAUCAAGGCAAAACCAGAACCCAAAUCACUAAAUUAAAUAUUGGCAAUCUUCAUCUUAGUAAAAAACUGCAAGGCUCCUUAGAUUUAACUGAUUUUAUUAAUUUAAAAGGAUUAGAUUGUGGCAAUAACCAAUUAACUAACUUAGAUUUAAGCAAUUGUUCUCAGUUAACUAAUCUUAGUUGUUCUAGCAAUCCUCUCACUGGUUCCUUAGAUCAAUUAGUAUCUAAUCUAAAUCAGUUAAAAGCCCUGCAUAUUAGCAAUACUGAUUUUAACUCCGUAGACAUAACUAAAUUACCGAAGGGUUUAGAACAAAUUGGAUACUCUUCUAAUAGGCUAAGUUGUCAACUAAUUACUAUUGUUUCCUUAUUAGAAAAACAUUUUGGUGAAUAUGGCAUAAAGCAGUUAGAAAAUAAAUCGGUUAAAUCUAAUCUUUUUUCUUGGAUUGGUGAAGAAUAUUUUAACCAACCUCCAGAACUAAUUAAGAAGUUUAUUGAACAACAAAAACUAAGAAGUGGAUAUAAAGAAUGCAAAGACAGUAAUAACAAAGAUAGAACAAUAGUCCUCAAAUCCCUUACCAAUUCUCAAAACAUCACCCUGGAAUUCUUACAAGAAAUUGCUAAUACCAAAUUGGUCGAUAACAAAAGUAAUAUUGUUCCUUGUUAUGGAAUGUCCCAAGAUUCAGCAAAGAAUUAUGUAAUGGUGAUGCAAUUUAUCAAAGAUGGUAACCUCAGAGACUAUUUAAGGAACAAUUACCAAGAACUAAAUUUACAUAGUGGGAAUGUUUUAAACAUUAGUAGAUACGGUUACAUCACUGAUCUCGGUUUAAGUAGACCAGCUAACUCUCAAUCCAAUCCAGAUGAAAUCUUUGGUGUCUUGCCUUAUAUUGCCCCCGAAGUACUGCAAGGAGGCGAAUAUACUAAAGCCUCCGACAUUUACUCUCUUGGUAUAAUCAUGUAUGAGAUAUUUUCAGGAUUGCCUCCGCAUUAUGAUCAAGUGCAUGAUUUAGAUUUGGCUUUAAGAGUCUGUCUAGGACUAAGGCCCCGAUUCCAAAUUAAAAUACCAGUUUUGUUAGAAAAUUUAAUUAAUAACGAUAAAUCCACUUUUUUCACUCAACAACUCCAAGAAGCAGAAGAAUAUAAUAAAUCUUUACCAGAGUCAGUUAGAUUUCCUAACUAUGAACUUCACCCACAAACUUCUUAUUAUAGUAAACCGAUUAAUACCAAGCAAAUAGCUGAACAACUGCAACAAGUCAGUGGUAUUUUAGAUUUAACUAUCCCUAUCCAAGAAAUAAAUAUUUCAGAAGAACAGGAGCAACUCCAACCUCAAAUCCCUCCCAAAAAACCCGAAAUUCAACCUCAAGAAACUGAAGAAAUUUCUUCUCAAUCAGCCAAAAUUAAUGAACAAAUAAAAGAAAUAGAAACAGAACUAAAAACUCUCAAAGAACCUCUAGAAGAUGAAUUAACAGAAUUGGUAGAAAAAUUUAUUGAAACCAAAAAGAAAACAGUCAAAGACAAGAGUAAUAAGAAAGCUAAAAAAGAGAUUGAAGAAUUAUAUGAAGCAUUAGAAGAAAAGAGUUUUUCCGAAGAAAACAUAGAAAAAAUUAUUCGCUAUUGCGAAAGAUUAAUUGAUUUAGAGUGA